UUACAUUUGUUAUGGUUCGGUUCUUGAAGCUGCGUUUACGGUUCGGUUUCGGUAAAAAUUGGAACUCAUCUCUCAAAUUGAAAAAUUGGGGAUCACAUCUCGAAGAGGGAAUUCUUUUGAAACCAUUGAAGAAGAAGAAGAGGGAUUUGUACCAGUCUGAGCACCCGAAGAUCCAAUACGAGAAGAAGCUCUGGAGGCUAAACCUGCCGAAAUCAGAUCCUGCUCUGCUUCCUCGCACUGCCACCGCCAUUGGAGGAGAACGACGAUGUCUUCUGAGCUUGGGUCAGAUCAAAAAGGCUUGCGCACCAGAGAAGGAGAGGAAAUUGCACAAGUCUGAGCACUUCGUGAGUUCGAGUGGAACCCAGAAAUGUUUGUGGUCAGUGGUCAUGAAUCAUGAUGGACUAGAACACACAAAGCAGUACUACAGAUCAUGUUUGCUUUUGACUCUUUAAGAAUCAUGCUUUCAAUUAUAUUAUUCUUGUCUCUGUCCUUCACUCAUUGGUAUGGCCGACAUGGAUUCAAGAAAGGCUGUUGAUAUUUCCCUGCAAGUGGAAGUGGAAGUGAAGUAUCAGGCGGGUCUCCAAAGAAUGCAAAGAAACCGAAAAAAGCAAGAACCGAACCGUUUAGAGUCGGUUCGGUUCCAAAACGGUUCCAAACUUUUUGACAUCAUAACCGAACCGUUUAUAGGAGUUAGUUUUCAAU
Messenger RNA from Rosa chinensis, 702 nucleotides. RefSeq lists its product as uncharacterized. Bases 12 to 452 code for a protein of 146 amino acids. The transcript has 3 exons. Lineage: Eukaryota; Viridiplantae; Streptophyta; Magnoliopsida; Rosales; Rosaceae. The record is from RefSeq and is a predicted model, not a curated record.